Aphanomyces astaci is the source of this 2043-nucleotide messenger RNA. RefSeq lists its product as hypothetical. Gene Ontology annotation, biological process: electron transport chain. The record is from RefSeq and is a predicted model, not a curated record. Gene Ontology annotation, molecular function: iron-sulfur cluster binding; electron-transferring-flavoprotein dehydrogenase activity. NCBI's taxonomy places the organism in Eukaryota, Oomycota, Saprolegniomycetes, Saprolegniales, Verrucalvaceae. The transcript has 9 exons. Bases 24 to 1841 code for a protein of 605 amino acids. Gene Ontology annotation, cellular component: mitochondrial inner membrane.
UUCAAAUCUUCGAUUGCACAGCCAUGUUGUUGCGCCGCGCCGCCGCCACGGGUUCCUCCAAGCUCCUCGGACGAACUGCGCUCCAAAGCAUCGUUCGAUCGCGGUACUUCAGCGACGAUGUCUUCUCCGCUCCUCGGGAAGGCAUGGACUACGACGUGCUGCUUGUCGGCGCCGGGCCAGCGAGUUUGUCAGCGGCGAUUCGCAUCAAGCAGCUUGGCCUUGAAAAAGGCACGGACCUUUCCGUGUGCGUGGUGGAAAAAGGCGCUGAAGUUGGAUCGCACAUAGUCUCAGGAAACGUGUUUGAACCGCGCGCAUUGAACGAAUUGAUCCCGGACUGGAAGGAGAAAGGCGCGCCACUCGACACCCCCGUGUCCGACGAUCGGUUCCUCAUCAUUUCCAAGGAUGGAUCGUGGAAGCUUCCGAAUUUCUUGCUGCCUCCUCAACAGCACAACCACGGCAAUUAUGUCAUCAGUUUGGGCAAGUUGACGCGGUGGUUGGGUGCCCAAGCCGAAGAAUUGGGUGUGGAAAUCUACCCUGGCUUUUCAGCGUCCGAGGUGUUGUAUCGCGAGGACGGCGGCGUGCGCGGAAUUGCUACGCGCGAUGUCGGGAUCAACAAGGAUGGUACUCCAAAGGAAACGUUUGCCCGCGGCAUGGAGCUACGGGCCCGCGUGACGUUGUUUGGCGAGGGCUGCCGCGGGUCGUGCAGCGAAGAAGUGAUGGGGAAAUUCAACUUGCGUCAACAUGUGCAGCCUCAAACGUACGGUCUCGGCAUCAAGGAAGUGUGGCGCAUCCCGAAAGACAAACAUUCUCCAGGGUUGGUGCAGCACACAUUGGGGUGGCCGCUGCAGUCGUCGCUGCUGGACAAGACGUUUGGCGGGUCGUUUCUGUACCACAUGGACGACGACUUGGUGCAAAUUGGCCUUGUUGUGGGCUUGGAUUACGAAAAUCCGUACUUGAACCCGUACGAGGAAUUCCAGCGAUUUAAAACACAUCCUGCCGUGCGCAGCCAUUUGGAAGGCGGCGAAUGCAUUGCGUAUGGAGCGCGCGUGUUGAACGAAGGCGGGUACCAUGCCAUUCCAAAGCUCACGUUUCCCGGUGGCGCGCUCAUUGGAUGCUCGGCGGGUUUCCUCAACAGCAUCAAGAUCAAGGGCUCACACACGGUCAUGAAGUCGGGCAUGUUGGCGGCCGAAGCCGCGUACGCGGCGCUGACGUCGACGGGGUUGGAGGCCGUGGCAGUGUCGAGUGUGAUUGACCAAGCCGAGCCGGUGGUCGAUAUCUCAAGCUACGAAACGGCGAUUCAAGACUCGUGGGUGUACGAAGAGCUCAAGAAGGUGCGCAACACUCACCAGUCGUUCCACUGGGGCGCGCUUCCGGGCGUGUUGUACUCUGGCUUGAGCGCGUUCAUCCUCAACGGCCUGGAGCCGUGGACGCUCGGCAACGACAAGCCCGACUCGGCCAAAACCAAACCAGCCAAGGACUUUAUGCCCAUCGAUUACCCCAAGCCGGAUGGUGUGCUCACGUUCGACUUGCUGUCCAACUUGCAACGCAGCGGCACCAACCACGCCGACCAACCGUCACAUUUGCGCAUCAAGGCUGGCAAGGAAGGCGUGCCGUCGACGGAAUCUUUUCCAGUGUUUGCCGGCCCCGAGCAGCGGUUCUGCCCUGCCAAAGUGUACGAGUACACGGAUGGCAGCGAAGCUGGGGCGAAUGGAGUGCCCCAAUUGGUCAUCAACGCGCAAAACUGCGUGCAUUGCAAGUGCUGCUCGAUCAAAAUGCCCCAAGAAUACAUCAACUGGACCGUGCCCGAAGGCGGCGGAGGCCCGGCUUACGAAGUGCUGUAAGCGGGACCUUGCAUCACUACGACCACCCGGACACUCAUUCAGUAGUAUCAUCUCGUACGUUAAAAUGCGAUUUCGUAUACGAUAGAGGACGGUAUAAUCAACGACACUUGAACGUCGGCUGGGUUCAAUAUAUACAUACUGUUAGGCAGGUUACCAUGUUGCGUUGAAGUAAUAAACAGGUGACAAGUGACUGUGAGAAGUA